Echinostoma caproni is the source of this 537-nucleotide messenger RNA. Lineage: Eukaryota; Metazoa; Platyhelminthes; Trematoda; Plagiorchiida; Echinostomatidae. The record is from the annotation of a GenBank genome assembly.
AUGGCGUUCAACACAACGCCACUAUUGUCCAGUAGCUUUUGCACCGAGGCAACAUUCCGUCUAGCUUGUCAAUGGUCGCCCACCACAUGGCUUUCGUGGACCCAGGCGGACUGUAAUGUGCAUCGUAUACGUUUGAUCUACCGACUCUUGGCAUACCCUGAAUUGAAAGACUCAGCACAUGCAAAUCGGUUCAAUCCCAUCAAAUCUUGCCUCGGUUUAGCUCCCCUUCUGGGCAUGACCGACCUGCAACUUGAUCAAGUACUUUCAAUACUUCCUAAGUACACAGAAGCAGAUUCAAAGUUCCCUUAUCUGUCAUCCGUUUGGAAUUUAACCCCCGGUCUUUUGGCUUUACAACAACUUCUGCAGCCGUUGCUUGAAAUUAUUCUUCUGGCUGAUCGUGUCUGGCAUUUGCGUGAUAAACUGCCCCAUGAGUUAUCAUUCACCGGUCUGGUUAGGCUUUUCGAUCCCGGACUGUCACCUCGAUGCAUGGCUUUAGUUGCUCGUCGAUAUAAGGCACAUGUGUCUGACCGAUCCUGA